This is a messenger RNA of Drosophila biarmipes, 9656 nucleotides long. RefSeq names its product neurexin-1. The transcript is spliced from 13 exons. Lineage: Eukaryota; Metazoa; Arthropoda; Insecta; Diptera; Drosophilidae. The record is from RefSeq and is a predicted model, not a curated record. Bases 1039 to 6606 code for a protein of 1855 amino acids.
GGAGCUUUCGUUAUCCGCUGGAAACGUAGCGAGGAAAUUAAGUUUGAAAUUGCAGUUCAGUCUUGUCGUGGAUGCAGCGCGGAUCGAUAUCGGAGCCCAGAGCAGCGGAAGGCGCUGCUAGCAAGUUUCGACACACAACAUUUUUGUAUACCUCAAAAAUGGAACCGAAAAAUCUCCAAAAAUAAAUUCACCCCCUGCAAGGAAAACGCGUCGUGCUGAAGCCAAAACUAAGUAGUUACAUAAAGCGAAAACGACACAGACAACGUUCGAGUCCAACGGAAUAAUUGUGUAAUUGAAAAAUAGCAGUGUGUGCAAAGAUAAUCGUUUCCAAUCGGCAGCUUAAUCGAUACGCAUGAAUAAGUGAUUAGUUUGACGUGGAUUUGAGGUGGAGCGCCCGUUGCAGGGGUCUUCGCAGUGAGGUGCUUGGAAAAUUUUUCGCCUACAUCCGCGACAUGCAGUGAAAAUUUUUUCCGAUUUUUAGUAUGUACAUGUACGUUGGAGCGCUCGUGGGCGCCACAACCUCGGGUGGCAGGGGUCUCCGGCAAGCUUUCGCAACCCCCACAGCCCCCAGUGCUGGUAGUACAGCCGCCGCGGCCGGAGCAACGGCUAUCUGACCCCGCAUCGGUGCGAAACAUGUGUCCGUGUCCAAUUAGUUUGCCAAACAUUAUGCAAAUCAAGUGUGCGAAUUGCCAAAAACCCAAGGUGCCCAGCAUUAAGGACCAGAAAAGCAGGCAAUAAACGGUGCAGUGCCGUUAACAGUCGACGGGUACCGUUAACAGCCGCAGCCAACUUCGCCUGGCCGAGCUUUCGCUCCGUCGCGCUCUCACGCUCGCCUCAGCAGGCGCGGAUAAGAACGGAUAGGAGUCCUCUUCCAAUCCCGAGUAACACCAACACAAGGACACGCGAAAAGCUCGCGCUCAAGGACUGGAAUACGCGAGGAGCAAGAGAGAGGGCUAUAGAGAGUCGCUUUACGUUUACGCGCGCAACGUGCGUAGGUGCCUCUGUGUGGGUGAGGGCCCCGAGUGGCCGUGCGUGUGAAUGAAGGCGCCACAGCAGCCACAUAGUGCAACAUAUCAGGAUAACUAUGCUCCUGCGGCCAUGACAGCCAGGACACGGCCCAACAUGGACAGGGAUCAGCAGCGAACUCGAAAUCCGGCUGAGCUGAGGCUCCUGCCCGCCUCCGCCUCCACAUCCACCUCCACCUCCGCAUCCGCCUCCGCCUUCGAAUCCCCGGACUUGCGGUUCAACAAGGCCCGCUGCCGGCGGAGAGGCGAGCCAGUGCCUCCGGUGAUCGUGGAAUACCGCCGCUCGUACCGCGUGCUCAUCGUCAGCGCCCUGCUGGUCAGCCUGGCGGCCAGCUUCGUGACCCUUAGCGCCGGAUUCCAGCUGGACGGCUCAGGCAACUCCGUCUACACCUUCCGCAAGUGGUACACCGGCCUGAAUGGCACCCUGGAGCUGGAGUUCAAGACGGAGCAGCCCAACGGACUGGUCCUCUACACCGACGACGGCGGCACCUACGACUUCUUCGAGCUGAAGCUGGUGGAGGGAGCCCUCCGGCUGCGAUACAACCUGGGCGGUGGGGCGCAAAUCAUCACCGUGGGCCGGGAGUUGCACGACGGCCACUGGCACAAGGUGCAGGUCCUGCGGAACGACGAGCAGACCUCGCUCAUCGUCGACGGCGUCUCGCAGCAGCGGUCCACGAAGGGCAAGGAGUUCCAGUUCGGCAAGUUCGCCAGCAACUCGGACGUCUACGUGGGCGGAAUGCCCAACUGGUACAGCACCAAGCUGGCGCUCCUGGCCCUGCCCAGCGUCAUCUUCGAGCCGCGUUUCCGGGGGGCCAUCCGGAACCUGGUCUACGCCGAUCAGCCGGGCGGCCCCACAAGGCGCCAGGAGAUCAAGCAGCAGCGCGACAUCAAGUGCGGCGAUGUGCCCUGCGAUCACGGCGAGCUGACCGCCCGCGAAAGGCCCCUCAGGGGCGUUCGGGGCAACACCACCGAUGCCUGCGAGCGGAACGAUCCCUGCCAGCACGGCGGCAUCUGUAUAUCCACUGAUUCCGGUCCAAUUUGCGAGUGUCGAAACCUCGAGUACGAUGGCCAGUAUUGUGAGAAGGAGAAGGCGCCAUCGGAAGCCACGUUCCGCGGUACACAGUUCCUCUCGUACGACUUGGGCCAGACGGGCGCCGAGCCGAUAGUGAGUGCCCAGGAUGCCAUAUCCUUCUACUUCCGCACGCGCCAGCCGAACGGCCUGCUCUUCUACACGGGCCACGGCACCGACUAUCUGAACCUGGCGCUGCGGGACGGAGGCGUCUCGCUGACCAUGGGACUGGCCAACGGCAAGCAGGAGAUGCACAUCAAGCCGUCGAAGGUGCGCUUCGACGACCACCAGUGGCACAAGGUCACCGUGCACCGUCGCAUCCAGGAGAUCUCCUCCAUCACCAGCUUCUGUCGCCUGGUCACUGUGGUGGACGAUGUCUACACGGAUCACUCCCACAUCGCCGGCAAGUUCACCAUGCUCUCCUCCUCGCGGGUAUAUGUGGGCGGUGCGGUGAAUCCCAGGGCUCUUUUGGGAGCCCGUGUCCACACCAACUUCGUGGGCUGCUUGCGCAAAGUGGAGUUCUCGGCGGAUACACUCAAUCUGAACCUCAUCGACCUGGCAAAAAGCGGUUCCAAGCUGAUUCAGGUGGCUGGCAAUCUGGAGUACCAGUGUCCCAGUGGAGAUCCACAAGACCCUGUGACCUUCACCACCCGCGAAUCGCAUUUGGUUCUGCCUCCUUGGGAAACUGGCAAGCAGAGUUCCAUCAGCUUCAAGUUCCGCACCAAGGAGCCCAACGGCAUCAUUGUCCUGGCCACGGGAUCCAAGCAACCAAGGGCCAAAAACCCCGUUUUGAUUGCCAUCGAGCUGCUGAAUGGCCACAUCUACAUCCACUUGGACCUGGGAUCCGGAGCCUCCAAGGUGCGAGCCUCGCGACGUCGCGUGGACGAUGGCGACUGGCAUGACCUGAUUCUCCGGCGGAAUGGUCGCGACGCCAAGGUGAGCGUGGACGGGGUGUGGAACGACUUCCGGACGCCCGGCGACGGCACCAUCCUCGAGCUGGACGGGCACAUGUACCUGGGCGGAGUGGGACCCGCCUACAAUAGCGUGGCCUGGCCGGCGGCCAUUUGGACGGCCACGCUGCGCCAGGGAUUCGUGGGCUGCUUGCGUGACCUGGUGCUGAGUGGCAAGGCGAUCGAUAUAGCGGCCUUUGCACGCGUCCAGGAUUCGGCCUCCGUGAAGCCAUCGUGCCAUGUGCAGGCCAACGUGUGCAACGGCAAUCCCUGCCUGAACGGAGGCACCUGCCUGGAGGGCUGGAACCGGCCCAUCUGCGACUGCUCGGCCACCUUGUACGGAGGACCCACCUGCGGCCGGGAACUGGCCACGCUGGCCUUCAACGGCAGCCAGCACAUGACCAUCUGGCUGGGCAACGGACAGGGCACGAAGACGCAGACCGAGGAGCUGGUCAUCCGCUUCAAGACCUCCCGUCCGGCGGGCCUGCUGCUGCUGACCAGCGCCGAGUCCAACUCCCCGGACCGGCUGGAGAUCGCUCUGGUGGCGGGAAGGGUGAGGGCCAGUGUGCGGCUGAGCGACCGCGAGAAGAACCUGCUGGCCGGCCAGUCGGUGCUCAACGACAACAACUGGCACACGAUCCGCUUCUCGCGCAGGGCCUCCAAUCUGCGGCUUCAAGUCGACGGGGCUCCCCCCGUCAGGGGUAUGUUAUCCGAAACGAUCCUGGGUCGCCACAGCACCAUGGAGAUCCGCUCGAUCCACCUGGGCGGCCUCUUCCACGCCGAGGAGGAGAUCCAGAUGACCUCCACCAUGCCGAACUUCGUGGGCCAGAUGCAGGGCCUGGUGUUCAAUGGCCAGCGCUACCUGGACAUCGUCAAGAGCCUGGGACCGGAGCUCUCGGCCCUGCCCAGUGCCACCUUCAAGCUGACGGCCCGCUUCGUGAACUCCCCGGCUGGGCAGCCCUACCACGCGGCCACCUUCCGCUCCAAGCACUCCUACGUGGGACUGGCCAUGCUGAAGGCCUACAACAGCAUCUCCAUUGACUUCCGCUUCAAGACCGUGGAGCCCAAUGGGCUGCUGGUCUUCAAUGGCGGAAGACGCAACGACUUCGUGGCAGUGGAGCUGGUCAAUGGUCACAUCCACUACACCUUCGAUCUGGGCGACGGACCGGUGACCAUGAGGGACAAGUCGCGCAUCCACAUGAACGACAACCGCUGGCACCAGGUCAGCAUUAGGCGCCCGGGACCCAAGACGCACACGCUGACCGUGGACGACUCCUUCGAGAUCAUCAGCCUGACCGGGAACAACAUGCACCUAGAGCUGGCGGGCAUCCUGUACAUUGGCGGCGUCUUCAAGGACAUGUACUCCAAGCUGCCGGCCUCGAUCUCCUCGAGGUCCGGUUUCGAGGGCUGCCUGGCCUCCCUGGACCUGGGCGACGCCUCUCCCUCGCUGACCAGCGACGCAGUGGUGCCCAGUUCCCUGGUGGUCAGUGGCUGCGAGGGACCCACCAAGUGCAGCCAGAAUGCCUGCGCCAACAGGGGCAACUGCGUGCAGCAGUGGAACGCCUACGCCUGUGAGUGCGAGAUGACCUCCUACACGGGACCCACUUGUUACGAUGAAUCGAUUGCCUAUGAGUUCGGCAACAACAAGGGCAUGGUACAGUACACGUUCCCAGAGAACGCCCAGGCCGACACCGAGGAGGACAACAUAGCCCUGGGCUUCAUAACCACCCGGCCGGACGCAGUGCUCCUGCGGGUGGAGAGCGCCACCACGCAGGACUACAUGGAGCUGGAGAUAGUGGAGGGCAACAUCUUCAUGGUGUACAACAUUGGCAGCGUGGACCUGCCGCUGGGCGAGAUCGGGACGAAGGUGAACGACAACGCCUACCACGUGGUGCGGUUCCAGCGGAAGGGAGGCAACGCAACGCUGCAGCUGGACGACUACAAUGUGCAGGCGCUCACGCCGCAGAGCCAUCACUCGACCGUGUUCAAUACCAUGUCCAACGUUCAGGUCGGCGGCAAGUUCAGUCGGAACGGUCGCAGCCGCAUCGAGCGACCGUUCGCCGGCGUGAUUGCCGGACUGUCGGUUAACAAGUUACGCAUCCUGGACUUGGCCGUCGAACGCGACCCCCAAAUCACCAUCCGCGGAGAUGUUCAAUUGGUAACUGGAGUAUUAGAUAGAAAUGAUCUGCAGAGAAUGCAGCAGACUUUGAACUCUACUCGACAGACGCCGGCGAGUGGUUAUCCGGGUGCGCUGGACGAUCUGAUCUUCUCGGGAGCCGGAUCCGGAUGUCGCGGCGACGACGAGGACGAGUGCACGCCGCCAUUCGAAUCGGGUAGCGGGGACGAUCUGAUCACACCGGUGUAUGUGCCGCCCACCAAGCAGACAACCACCUCCCAGCAGGGGAAUAGCCUGAGUACCGGCGGGAACAACAGUGGCGGUGCCAUCACCAACGGCACCGAGCGGGCCUGCGACGACGAGGACUGCGUCCACGGCUCCGGCGACUACGGGGAGACCACGGAGCAGUUCACCUCGACGAGCACAGCCAGGGGUUCAGAGUCCAACAAUGAGAUGGUCACGAUCACCACCACGGGGCGCAGCGAUGUGACCACGGAGCAGCAGCAACACGGCAGCAGCAGCAGCAGCAGCAGCGGCAGCACUCCCUCCUACGCCACCACCCAGUCGAGCAGCAGCAGCAGCAGCGGAGGAGCCAGCACUCCGGGCCAGGUGAGCACCACCAGUAGCGCGGCCACCACGUCCACGCAGCGCUCCACCAGCAGCAGCACCAGCACGAGCACCAGUACAACCUCGACGACCACGACCACCACCACCACGCAGGCCACUCCGCCGCCGGAGAUCCGGAGCACGGUCACCGAGAAGGACACCACGCCGUACGACGUUUACGUGGCAGGAGGCGGCCUGGGAGGCUCCGGGCGCAAUGACCACGACCGCAUGCAGCUGCCGGACGAGCACCACCCGCUGCCACCACUGCCGCCGCCCAUCCCGCCGCAGGAUCCUCCGCCCUACGGACCCUAUGGCGGCAACACCUACAACACCAACAUGAACAACUACCGGCCCAAGGGCAAGGGCGGCAGGAUCAACUCGAUCGAGGAGGAGCGCACUGCCAUGAUCAUAGGCAUAGUGGCGGGCAUACUCAUCGCAGUGGUGCUGGUUAUCCUGCUGGUCCUGUGGCUCAAAUCCAACGGCGAUCGUGGCUACAAGACGGAGAGCGAGAAGGCGGCCGCCUACGGAUCCCACAACCCGAAUGCCGCCCUGCUGGGCAACACCAGCACCAACGGCUCGUACCACCAGCAGAGGCAGCACCACAUGCAGGGAGGAGGAGGCGGCGGCGGAGGAGGAGCUGGGCAGCAGCAGCACCAUGGCCAACAGCAGAUGCACAACGGCCACAACGGAAACGGAGGCGGUGGCGGCGGCGGCGGCAUGAUGUCCAGCGGAAGUGGGUCCCUGGGCUACGGCAGCGAUGGAAGACCCCAGAUGGCGGGCCUGGUGCAGCCGAAGGCCAAGAAGCGCGACUCCAAGGACGUCAAGGAGUGGUAUGUGUAAGGCGGCAUGGUCGCCCGGGAAUCAUCGUCAAAUUAGCAAUAAAUGCAAAUAGUGCAAAGCGAGCAGAAAGUGAAAGUCCCCUAAGAUACAGAUAAAUACAGGUAGAUGCAGAAACAAACAUACACACACAUAAGCGUAUAUAAAUAUAUAUUUAUUUAGCAGCCUCAUAACGUUAAUUAAACAAUUAGAGAGCGGACACAGUGGGACACUGGGUGUACGUGUACAAACGGAAGCGGAAGCGGAAGUAGAAGCGGACGGAAGGAUAAUAAUAGCUAGCUGGGCAAUACGCGGUUAACGACGGCUGAUAACGUUAGCAGCAUGCAGAUAGCAGAUAGCAGAUAGCAGAUAGACACGCAAAUACUUUAGACAAGUGCGUCUGGCCAGGAGCAUUGGUUCGCCCCGAAAGUAACGUCUAGAUUACGCCUAAGAAAUUAUAGCUUCAACUCAAGACUUGCUAAUAGAUCUACCACUGGAGAGCAGCCACAGCCGUCAGCGAAUAGGCAUAUUAAUUACACUAAACGAAUACCACUAUAUAUAUUAUAUAUAUCACAGCGUUACGAUAAAUUAUGCCCACUAGCCAAUCAAGUAAUUGUGUAAAAUAUUUCGCCACAAAGUACGCUAUGAAAAGUUCGAAGGAGGAAAACCCAAGAAGCAAAAAAAAGAAAAACCAAUUAAACCACAAAUCUUCUAGCAAAACCACUAAACAAUUUAGCAAAAAUUCAAUAUAAACGUACUUAAAAAUAUAUAUAUUUAUAUGUAAACGUAAAGUAACGAGGUUCUGAGUGGGUUUUUCUUCGCGUGUAAAGUUACAAAAUGUGGUGCUGUAAACGUAGGAGACAAACAUUGGUUGACUACAAUAAUAGUAAUAAUAAUAAUAAUGACGACGGGGAAUGCAAGAAUUUAUGCUACGGAUUGUUUGUUGAAUUGAAACCGGCUUUAAUUAGUUAAACGAUGUAAAUGAGAUAAGGGAUAACCAGGCGAAAUCGGAUAAUACGAUGCGGAGGGCACAGUAGAUACCCACGAUUUGGUUGACGUGAUGACGACGAUGCGUGAUGCGACUUUUUCGUUUGCGUGCAGCAACUCGAUGCGAUUUUGUGUUAGUCCCCUCCACUCCCGAGCCCAACACAUAUACUUUUUAUAUGUAUUUGAGACUAAAUACUGCCACCCAGCCGCGUGCAGUAUGAACUCAGACAUAUCAAGGAAAAGACAAGACACGUGCCACAAGACACAGGACACAAUCACGCGCCACACACCCCAGGACACUCUGACACACUGAAGCGAACCUACCUAGCUUUUCUACCACAACUGCUAUGCGAUGUGAGCGAACAUUACUUUACCGCCUCAGCGCGAGGAGAUCAAGCAACAAUUUUACAGUAUUAUAGCAGCUUUAAGCGUAUUUUUCGAGGCCCACGUGACGUAUACACAAUCGGCAGUCACCAGCACACACACACGCUGACACCGACGCCAACACAGAUACACCCACAGCAGCACACACAGCGAAAUUCGACUUUAUGCAGCCGCCAUUGAACUCUGUAUACAUAUAUCCAACCGCAUAUAUCAUUUUGAUGCGCUAUAUUCAAGUUUUGCCUCACUAUCAGUACCAAUUAGAGUAUCAUUUUGGAUUAGAUAUACAAGAUACGAAAACCUAUAUACACUUGAUAUACUAAUACUAAUACACGCACACUCACCUCACCCUCGCACACACACUCACCCACUCACCACUCACGCAUUCGAAACUACUGGACAUACUUCUCUCAAAUUCUGAAAGGAAAAUAAGGCGAGGUAUGCUGUAUAUACCUAGGACGUACUAUAUAUACACGAACAUAUAUAUAUUUAACAACUAACAAACAUAUAUACUGCAUUUCAAGAAACUUUUGAUAUAUUUUCGAGUUUUUUAAACCCUUAACUUGUAUACAAAGGAUGCGAAAGCGAAAACACGAGACAAACUAGCGAAUCUAGCUGAAAUGAACACCUAGGACAAUUACAAUUACAAGUCACUCAUAGCGAGACACAGUACAUCACAGUACAUAGGCAGACAAUGGAAGACACACAAUUAUAUUAUACAAGACAUACUAUAAUAAAUGUACAUCUCUAUACAACAUAUACUGGCAUACGGUAUCAAGUGCGAAUAUGAUUACUAUGUAUUACGUCCCUUCGAUUUGAUAAUCCAAAUCCAAACGAGAAACCACAAGUUUUAAACGCUGUUAACCUGAUAACCAAAACCAUUCCCACUUAUAUAUGUAACACUCUCUCCCGACAACUUUCUCUCUAUCUCUUCACAAUGUUAAUGCUGCACAAUGAAAACUCUGCAUUUAAAGUAAACCACUAACGUUUAUUCAUUUCGAUUCAAGAGAAAACCAAAACCAAAUUAAAUAUAACUAAUUAUACGAAUUUGCCUUGCGGUUUAUCAGCGAGCACACGAUAUUGAGUCCCCGAGUUCCCACGAUAAGGAUAUCGAUCUGACUCGCCCCAAGAGCAAACUUCUUCAUUGUUUCCGGAAUAUUACAUUUUAUUAGAGAUCAAAAGCAGUUCAAGGUAAAUGUUAUGUAUGUAUGAUAUGGGGACAGGAUCGAGAAGGACGAGUACAGUUAGUUGUAUGGGUAACAGUAACAUAGUUAAAGCAUGUAACGUAAUAGUUCAAGUCGACGAAGGAGCAGCGGGUGCGAGUGGGAGCGCAUUGGGCGAGGAACGAUCGCUAGUAUCGGUACUAAAACUUACUUCUACCUAGGCUUAAUAUCAUUGUUAUCUAAUCUAUACAUAUAUAUAAACCGACACACAACACCCCCACAUAUAACAGAGAAUAUGUAUAUGAACUUGUAUUGGACGCGCGGCGCUUGAGCUGUGCCUACUUAUAUAUAUAUUUAACAAAUUGUAACGUGUAUGUAUAUGUAGCGGCAGUGAUUGUUAAAGAAAAUGCUUUGUUUUGUGUUAGAUUUUAUAAUUUACGAGGAAACCAAAAACAAAAUUGUAAAACGCAUACAAAUACAGAAUGACUGACAAAACACAGAAUUAUAACAUUGCAUAUAAUAAAUACAAUAAAAAUAUAAUUG